AUGGGUGGGGCCAGAGUGCAUUCAACCUUUAAACGUACCAGCACCGAGCGACGGGCAUUCCUACAGGAGUUUCUAGAACGAGAAGGAGAUGCGUAUUUCAAGCCUGAUGAGGAAGGCGAAUGCAACAGAAGUGUGCUACGACAAGGUCACCACGAACGUGGUAAGACGGACCGACCGAUCGACUACAAUCGCACAUUUUGGUGGAGCAGAAUCAAAGCGAACCUCAAAACACUGUACGGCGAGACCACUUAG
Molecule: messenger RNA, 252 nt
Organism: Paracoccidioides lutzii Pb01
Exons: 2
Coding region: 1-252 (83 amino acids)
Source: RefSeq, a predicted model, not a curated record